Oreochromis aureus is the source of this 3300-nucleotide messenger RNA. RefSeq names its product MAGUK p55 subfamily member 4-like. The transcript has 20 exons. Gene Ontology annotation, cellular component: plasma membrane; adherens junction. Gene Ontology annotation, molecular function: protein binding. Lineage: Eukaryota; Metazoa; Chordata; Actinopteri; Cichliformes; Cichlidae. The record is from RefSeq and is a predicted model, not a curated record. Bases 43 to 1869 code for a protein of 608 amino acids.
UUUCAGUGGAAUAACCCUUUCAUUCUCUUCUGAACAAUUACCAUGAAACAAGCUAUGGAGGAUGGUGUCAGUGAGGUGCUGUCCAGUGUGGUGAAGGAUGUUGACCAAGCUGUUAGCAGGAACAUUAAUGGUGCUCAGCUUCUGCAUGAACUACUGAGCGCACCGUGGCUUUGUGCCCUGCUGAAGAUUUAUGAGUGCCUGUUAAAGUUCCAGAGACUGACACCGAGCCCCGUUUUGCCCUAUGCUGCAGGACUCUCACACGAGGUCAUGACUGCAAUACUGAAGGCUCAAAAUCCUUCAGCUCCUGCUAGAGAGUUAUGCAGCCUCCUGAGCUCACCUCAUAUCCAGGCUCUCUUGUCAUCUCAUGACAGUGUUGCACAGUCAGACUAUGAGCCUGUCUUACCCCCUCUGCCUGAUGAAAUACCAGAGGAUGAGGAGGCAAUGAGGAUUGUGUGUCUUGUAAAGAACAACCAGCCUCUGGGUGCAACUAUAAGGAAGGAUGAGGCGACGGGAGAUAUCUAUAUUGCCCGGGUGAUUCAUGGAGGAUUGGCUGACCGCAGUGCACUUCUACAUCCUGGAGAUCUAUUAGUGGAGGUAAAUGGAAACCCAGUGGUGGGCCUGGAACCAGAACAGGUCAUCCAUAUACUGGCCAAUUCCCAGGGCACUAUCCUGUUUAAAGUCAUUCCAAAUCCAUCUCAGGCCAGCAACAGCCAGACACUGGUAUGUAUGAGGGCAAUGGUAGAUUACUGCCCUCUGCAGGAUUCUUCCAUCCCAUGUCCAGAUGCAGGAAUGGCAUUCAGCAGAGGAGACCUUCUUCAGGUGGUUGACCAGUCAGAUGGACAGUGGUGGCAGGCCAGGAAACUGCCCUGCGCUACAUCCUGCGCUGGUCUGAUUCCCUCUGCCAGCAUGCUGAAGAGUAAACAGAGGGAACAAUGGUGGUGUCAGCCUUUACAGGUUCAUACCUGCAUCAGACCACUGACCCUGACUGCUAACGAGGACAAUCCUGCAAAUUCUGAUGAGAAACAUGCAAUAACAGAUCUGGAGGAAAUAAAUUUUGAUGAAGCUGAAUCAGAUGUUACUGAUGGAAUCUACCUGGCUGGUUUCCGUCGAAGUUUCCGUGUCUGGAAGAGAACUUCCUACAGGAAGCGGCGACAGUCGUGCACCACCUGCUCCCCCAACACCAAUGCUUUGUCCACCCCCUACGAGGAAGUGGUUUUGUACCAGCGCCCUCCUCAGGAGAACCACCGCCUCAUCAUCCUCGUUGGUGCUUCAGGAGUUGGAGUAAAUGAACUGAGGAAGAGACUCAUCAAACUGAAUCCUUCGACAUUCCAGGGACCUGUGCCUCACACCACUCGCUCAAUCAGAGCAGGAGAGCAGAACGGUAGAGAGUACCACUUUGUUACCAAAGAACUGUUUGAGUACAUGGUCUGCAACCACAGGUUUGUGGAAUAUGGGGAGAGUAAAGGUCAGCUGUAUGGAAUUAGCACUGAUGCCAUUGAUGAGGUGCUAAAACGAGGGCGGAUGUGUAUCAUUGACGCCGAGCCCCAUAGCAUCCAGCUGUUGCGAACAAAGAAAUUUAAACCCUAUGUGAUUUUCAUCAAACCACCCAGCCCAGACAGACUCAGGCAAACUCGGAGAGAUGCUCGAAUCAUCACCAAUUAUGCCAUCAACAGAGUUUUCUCAGAGGAAGACUUUGCGGAGCUUGAAGAGACAUCAAAGCUGAUUGAAGCGAAGUACAAGCAGUUUUUUGACAGCGUCCUGGUGAACGAUGACCUACAGGACGCUUGCAUAGAGCUCUGUUCCAUCAUUCAGCAGGCACAGGAUGAACCACAGUGGAUACCUGUAAGCUGGGGCAGAGCAGAGGAUUAGCACAGGGGAAGAAUAAAAUACGAAAUGACAAUGUGAAAGUGAAAUAAGAAGAAACAGGCAGAAAUGAAUAUUUAAAGACACGGUGAAAUCCUCAGAGCAGAACAUGAGGAUAAUACAUUUAUAAGGGAUGAACAGAUAAUCAGUCAUGUGAUUAUGAUGUGACACUAUCCAUGAUGUCAUAUCUUUGCAAUUGGAAACAAAACUCGUAUUUGUAUCCAGUGGUUGGUAACCCUAGCAACAGUUUGUUGUUUCAUGUUACAUGCUGUUGUAUGGUGUUGAACACUGCACUUUAAUUAUAUUUCAUAUAAUCACUCCCAGUUUUGUUGCUGUUUUUUUUUUUCAGUGACAGCUGUUCAAUGUAUUUACUUUCAGUCUUUGCCUCUCUGUGCUGUAGUGAUAUCUUAUUGGUAUGUUGUGGUUUAGAGGCUAAGUAAUGUAAUGUAAUUAAGUACACUUACUGUCAUAUAAAGGUACUUGCACUUUACUUGAGCAUUUCCAAAUUGGUCACCUUUGUGCUUUUGCUUCACAACAUUUCAAAGUUUGUACACCACAACAUUCACUUAAAGUCUUUGGUAUUUGUGUUAAUAUUAUAUUCAGAUUUUACAUAUCAAACAAGUCCGUUAAAAGUUUAAAGUGUUACUAGCAGGAACAGCUACAGCAAUUCAAUGAUAUUUAAUUCAGCAGUAGUUACAUAUUCUCGCUAUCCUGUAGGCAAAUUCAGUAACUUGUUGGCUUUUUGUAAUAAUAAUGAUGACCACCAGUGUUACCGCUCAGCCUCUUGGUAGACACAACUAUGGGGUCAAUUUCAAAAUCCUAUGUCGCCUUGUUCUCAAAUUAUCGCAUUCACAAACUUAGGUGUCCAUGCUGCCUGCUUGCCCAGCGGCAUCACUGAGAAUGUCGAAAAGACAAAAUUGCCACUUCUUCAGCUCAAUAAUAAGAAAUAAAGAACAAUAUCUAAGACGACAAAAGGAAUACACAAUGAGAAUAUCUUACAAAUACAUUCAUGUGAAGAUACGUGACAUACAUCCAUAUUACACAGUACCCAGUACGUGCUGGUAGUAUCUCCACUAAUUCAGCAGUCUGUCAUGUUUCACUGACUGGUACAAAAACAUCAUAGCAGAACAAUUACACUCUUAUGUGUAACAGUUGCCAAGGAAUCUUUUUCAUUAAAUUCUGAUGAUUUAAAGGUGAAAUGCAGUUAGUAAAAUGGCAUUCAUUUGUGAUUAGCCUUUUCCUUUUUGAAUAAAUAUAAAACAAGACCUUGAGAGAAAUAUUUUGCUUGACUGAUUUUAUUUGUAGCUCUUUGGUCAAGAAAAUAAUUUGCUUUUGCUAUGAAUGUAGAACGUCUUAUUAACACUGUACAAAUGUUUCAUCACAGCAAUUGUAUUUUAAUGGCAUAGCAUUUGCAUGUAUAUGAUACAAUAAAGUAAU